GCACUUGUAAAUAUUACUUUGUGAGGCCAUACCACCUGUAGCCCACCAGCGGUAUGGGGCCACAAAUCCAUAUGGGGCCAUUUUGCUGGGCCCCACAACGUUUAGUGCUUUAGCGUGCAUCAGGAGCCUACCCUGAUGCUCCUCAUGCUUUUUUCUCACUUUGUCCAGGAAGUGACCAAGAGUGGAAAUGUGUGUGUGAAGUGUGUGUGCUCUCUGCCCCCCUGGAGGUGGGAGGAUGCCAUUGCAGCCACACACACACUUCCGGAAGUGUGUGUGAUAUUAGCCAAUAAUGUUCAAGACUAUUAAGCGUCAUAGUCUCGCGGGAUUUUACGGGAUUUGUUUGAGAGCUACUGUAAACACGGCUAAUACUGACAACACAGACCGAUGCUGUAACAACUGAACCUCAAAUGAUUAAGAGCAAUGACAUCCAAAAGGAAGGCCCGGAUAAAGCCUGUUGAAGAUGCAAUCUCAUAUAUUCUGUCAGCUGGAGACAAGCCAUGGUUUGCAGUGAGAUUUAUCAAUAAUAUCAAAGGAAGAGGAGUGUUUGCUACCGAACCAAUCGAGCAAGGUUCUUUUGUGUUGGAGUACAGGGGUGAAUUCAUAUCAGCAGAAGAAUGCAGAUCAAGGAACUACUCAGAGACACAGAGUACAUUUCUGUAUGACUUUGAUUGGCAGAAACGCCAGUGGUGUAUUGAUGCAUCAAAGGAAGACGGCUCCCUUGGAAGAUUAGUGAACGACGACCACAAAUCUCCGAACUGCGUCAUGAAAAAGGUUAUAGUGAACAACAGGCCCCAUUUGUGUCUGUUUGCUGUGAGGAACAUCGAAGUAGGGACUGAACUUGAUUACAACUAUGGUGAUUCAAAAUGGCCAUGGCGUCAAAAGGCUCCAGCAGCAGAAGAAGAGAUGGCUGUUGAUCUGUCCUCCAAGGUUUAUGGUGAAGAUGAUGAUGAUGAUGCUGGUGAAGAUGAUGCCCCAAAGGUAAUGGAAAAAAUGAAUGUGAUUGAGUUCUUCAUAAAGUGCACUGAUAACUUGACACAUUAGAUUCUAUUUGAUCUCCAUUUAGCUAACUGGUUUCACACACACGAGGUUCAGGUCAUGUCUUAAUGGGGCCCUGUUAGAUACUCUUCCUUCAAAAGGGUUUUCUAACUUUUCUCUUCCACACACACACACCAAGUUUCAGUUCAUGUCCUUACUGGGGCCCUCCGUAUGGACCCUUCUAUAAGUGAUUGUUAACCUACAGGACAACACUUCUCUGCAUCCAAACUUAAGUAUUUACAAUAACAAUAAUGCACUUUCUGAGCUGCUGCAUGAUGAAGAAAAUAUUUUGAAGUGAGAUCUCUUUUUAGGCCUCUGUUGGGAUGUUAAGAUAGGGAGACUUCUAAGAGUGACCCUCGUGGGGCCCUGGAUUAUAAUACCUUUAUGAUCUAUAAGUAUUUCCCAACUCAUGCUUCCUGUCAGAGCUGACUGUCUUCUUCUUUUAUGUCUAAACACUACGUGACAUCCAAGCAGGCUCCAGCAGCAGAAGAAGAGAUGGCUGUUGAUCUGUCCUCCAAGGUUUAUGGUGAAGAUGAUGAUGAUGCUGGUGAAGAUGAUGCCCCAAAGGAAUUUGCUAUCAGAGGAUCAUGCCUGGUGGAUUAUUCUGACACUGAUGGAACCGAUGAGGAUUGUUUAAAUGAUCAGCCAUUGGCUCCACGCUGUGAUGAAGGUGUUCCAAAGUUGAGAAGGACGAAAAGCAUUUGGAUGAAAAAAGUUCCAGAUUUUUCUGAUGCCCUCUACGACAGUGAUGACAGUACAGAGGGCCCUUCAGCUCAGUCCAAGUCUGAGAUGGCUUUACAAAGAAUGCAUACAUUAGAAGAUUUCUGUCAACCUGUCAGUGAUUCAGAUGAGAGUAUUGUGGAAGAAACCGAUUUUGAGGAUUCCACAAAGGAUGAUUCCACUGAGCAAUCAGACAUUGAAGUUCUUCCAAAGCUGUGGACAAAAAUCAUUCAGAUGAAAAACGUACCAGAUUAUUCUGAUGCCCUCUAUCAUUCAAGUGAUGACAGUGCAGAGGAUCCAUCUACUUGGUCUAAGUCUGAGAUGUCUUCACAAAGGCGAAGGAGAAGCUGCUUCCGUCCUAGGCUGUUGAAAUUGAAGAUUGUUCACAAGAGGAUAUCGAAGAUGCAAGUAUGGCAGAAGAUCAGGGUUCAGAAGAUGAGACCAUCACCACACCAUCACAAGAAAGCCCCCUUGCCAAAAACCAGAGGAGGAAGUUUGCUAAAAAGAGAGAUGCCAGUAUACCAGAAGCUCAGGAAUCAGAAGACGAGGACAGCACCGCAUCCCUACAAGAGAGGACCUCUACAGAAAACCAGAGGAGGUUUUCAAAAAAGAGAGGUAAACAAACUGUUGUUAAAAGAACCUGGACAACAGAAGAAUGUGCUGCAGUAGAACGUCAUUUAAAGAAAUCAAUUCUGAUGAACCAAGUCCCAGGGAAGGAGGACUGUCAGCGCUGCAUCACUGCAGAACCUGAAGCCCUGAAGAAUCGAGACUGGAGGGCAGUGAAAUACUUUGUUAAAAAUCGAAUUUCUUCUCUGCG
Messenger RNA from Centropristis striata (black sea bass), 2572 nucleotides. RefSeq lists its product as uncharacterized. The record is from RefSeq and is a predicted model, not a curated record. The transcript has 13 exons. Lineage: Eukaryota; Metazoa; Chordata; Actinopteri; Perciformes; Serranidae. Bases 1480 to 2424 code for a protein of 314 amino acids.